This is a messenger RNA of Lymnaea stagnalis (great pond snail), 11556 nucleotides long. NCBI's taxonomy places the organism in Eukaryota, Metazoa, Mollusca, Gastropoda, Lymnaeidae. The record is from the annotation of a GenBank genome assembly.
GGGAACAACUGAUAAGUUAGGUUAAUGUAGGCCUACUCUUUUAGUCCUUUAAACAGCGCUUUCUUAAUUCUCUUUAAAGCAGAAAUCGGUUUUGAACACUUGGCGUUUCCCUCUGUUGGACCGUGUUUUUUAAACUACUUUUUUUUUUUUUCAUACGGCUUCUAGUGUCUUGGCAAUAAGAUGAAUAGGGCGGCUGUGUGAAAAAGUUAAGUAGUGAACUGUAGCCGUAGCAAAAAUACGCCAGCUUAAAAUUCAACACAUUGAAACAUUUUGAAGGUAAAAACUUAUUUUAAAAAUUAAAAGAGAAAUAAAUCAAAUGUAAGGAAUUUUUUUUCCACAUAAAAAAAGAAAUUUAAAAGGAUUUGGGUUAAAAUUAUGGGUUUUUCCAAGAGUUGUCUCACCCUUUCUGGAGUGGCUUCACUUUGGACUUUGGGGAAUCCCAACACUGGAAGAGUGAACAGACCAGUUGUUGGACCUGAACAGUGUGCCAUAACUUUUUUGUUCUCAAUUCUUUUAAUUUUAUUACAAUAUUAUAAGUUUCAACAAUAGAAAUGAAAAAAGAAACACAUCGUUGCUGACUACCCAAACCCUUAAAAGUGCAGUCUUUUGUUUUGUUGAAAAUCUAAAUACCGUACCCAUAUGCUAAAACUUUGGUAACACAAGGGAUACUAUUUUUGUAUCAGAAAUGGGCGUCGUCACAAUAGCUUGGCUUAGGAAAUACCACAAUAUAAACCAAAAUAUUUGAUAACUUGAGUUUCAGAAUGAAUGUAGAAGGCAUUUAAACUAGAAUAUUUUCAUUUGAUGUUUAAAAACCCGGUAGAGUCUGUAUUAAAAAUAUCACAAUUUUCCAUGUUGGUCAAAAUCUCGAAGAGUUUUAUUCAUAAGAGUAUGCCAUUGGUCAGGGAAAGCUUUAAUUAAUUAAUUAAUUAGUCAUGUCCAAAAGUUGAUCGUUCAAAUAUUUUUUAUACCCUCUCCAGAACCCCUCCCCCAAAUUUCAAAAAUAGAAAAUGAGAAAACAAAAACGUACAUUUUAAGUAAACAUAAAUAUCAAAAUCUUUUGAAUACAGAACUAUAGACAGAAGUUGACUUGGGCUUGGGGGGAAUCUCCAUGACCUUUAUACCCUGGAACAAAUCGUCAGCCUUAACACUAACCAAAAAUCAGCCACCUAAAAUUUACAACUUACCUCAAUGAUAAGUCAGUAUCUUUAACUCAAGGCUAAAUUCACCUCUAAAUUAAUUGGCCCCCCCCAGCUUAAUUUCACUCCUAAAUUUAGUCCUCCCUUAUCUUAAGCAUAAAUCUUUAACUCUUUCCAUGCCGAUCGACGAUAUAUUGUUGAUUUGACUGGCUGCAUUUGUGCCAAUAAUUUCUGUAGUUUAUUUCAUUGCCUGCAGCUAUCUAUCUGACUUUUUAUUUUCUCAAAGGAACAAUACCUCUUCCUGCUCCCUUCCUAUUAGUAGUAUGGUGUGUUAACAUUUUUUUCUCGAAUAAUUGCAACUUUUUUUUUAUUUGUGUUGAAACUGUUGUAAACAAAGCAAUUGCCACACCUACUCCAAGCUCAUCAGGUGUUGUCAGACCACACAGGUUGUCAAGUUUACAAGCACAAGAGCUUUUAUUGCGAAUUAUUGAUACAGAAACAUCAGAUCCACCCAAUCAAAGCCAGAGAAAACAUCCAUCAACAGUGCAGACGAGCGUCUUAAGGAAAACAAGCACCUGGUUGAUUUUGACUGGCAUGAUUGACAGCGUGUACAAAAUAACCAGAUGCAGCUGCUAUGUGUGCAUCUUUGUUCGUUAAGGAGUUUUUCCAGAAAGUAGUGCACCGAAACAAAUUUUUACUAAAAUAAACUUUUUGUAUGUGACAUUUGUGUAAAAAUAAAUAAAUGCAAAGACGCUGUUUAUUUUGGUUGCCGUUAACAUUAAAAAAAAAUUGUAUAACUGUCACUAAAUGGAAUAUUUUCAAAAUUUAAAUUGCCCUCUGAUCAUAAAUGUAUAUACUUUCUGAGGAAUGAAGCAGACUACAAUACCAACUACAUACUUCAUAUAGUCUGAUAGUUUAAGAUUUGGUGUACAUUUUUAUAAAACAAAAAUUUGAUCUCAUAAUAUUACCAAUAAAAUUUGAACUGUUAUUGUAAUAUUGUUUUAUCUUUUACAUAUUUCUGUCUAAUUUCCUUUAACUUGCUAUGAUAAAAAAAAACUUCAAUUAGCCGAAAACUGGGCUGGCACAAACAUUGAAACCCCUCUGGCAUGGAAAGAGUUAACCUAAAAUCUAUGACCUAACUUGAACCCUUGAACCCUAAAACCAUGUGUUUUUUGUUACAGUUACAAACCGGUACUACUGAAAAAAUUGUAAAUUUGAAUAAAAAGAUUAAUAUUAUUAUUUUUAAAAUAUUCAAAAUAACGAAAACGCAACUUACACUUACAGUUUCAAUAAAUACACUUUUACACUCUUGAUAAAUCCAAAAGUUGUUAGAAAAGUCGAAAUCCAUUUUACAAAAUUAUCAGACGAUGACCAAGUUAUAAUGGCAUUCAAAUAGGCCUCAUUUUGAAAUGUUAUAUAAUAAUAAAAUAUUAAUUAACCCACAAACGAUGGCAUGCAUCAUUCUGUGGUGUGGAGCUUUUCAGAGCGUUUUGAGUGCCAUUUGAAAUUGCAUUAAAUGACAUAGAAAUAUUGAUACAAACCCCUAUAAGUAUAUAUUUUUAGAAAGGUAAAUGGAUGGGGAUAAAGUUGACCAUAUUGCCCACCCCGUAAAAAAAUUUUGCUCAGUGUCUUUGACCUUGGAGUUCACAAGAAAAAAAAUCGACAAAAUGUUUUGCUUUUAAGUGCUCAUAACAUCAUUAAUUUUUAUAGAUACACUUAAAACUUAAAUCUAAAUGUUGUAGCCAAUUCAUUUAUCUUUAAAAAAUGUAUAGUUUGCUAAGGUUUUGAUUGCAAUUAAACCUCUGAAAUCAAUUUUAGUAAUUUUUAGGUAAUUUAUAUAAGAAAGUGGGACCACUGCAAAAACCAAGUACAAAAUACGAAAUCUCAGGCAGAAUAGUUAUAUUGACUAGUAAACAUUUAAAAAGGAACCGUGGAACUGAUUUGGGUUGUCUAACUAUAAAAUUUAUUAGUUCUGAUCUAUAAUCUGUAGCUUAUGUGACUAAAAUUCAGUCAGUCAUUGCCCAACCUCCGGGCCUGGCUCGAAGUCUAACAGUCACAUCAGUAGGCUUACUUAAGUAUCACUAAGACUAGUAUAAAAUUCAUGAGAAGAAUAAUCUCAACUGAUAUCAUCAUGGAGAAUGUUAAAAUCAUCAUCAGUAUCACUUAAAACCUCUCCUAGAAAGCUUUCAAACAUAUUUCUAUUAGUUCUUGCACUGAAGGUCCAGCCAUGGCUUCAACCAUUUUAGCUUAAAAAAAAACAGUGAUAUAAAACUCCGAUUAAAAAGUAUUUAUUUUCAAGUUAUCACGAAACAGCUUGAACCGGAAGAUGAUUUAAUUAUUAAUAAAAGGACGUGACUAUAAUUCCGGUUAAAUAUUGGAUUUGGAAGUUGCUAUCGGACCGUGUUUUUUAUCGGCCGCCACAGUACAGAACGGGAAUGUCGGUAGAUUUUUUUGGCCGACCACAGUGGGUUAAAUAAAGCAAUAAUUCAAAAAACAUUUCAUCAGUAAUUAAUAUAAAAAAGAAAAUAGUUAACUCUGGUAACAAUCUAUGACUAAACAAAGGAAAGGUCACUCAACAGAAUCUCAGGAACAAACGUCAAGCAUACAUAGUCCCAAACAUCAAAACUGGGAUGACGUAAAAUAUUGUAUAUCCUUAGUAUUGAUUUCCCAUAUUAUGGGAAAUAGCAGGGUCACUAGGUAAGGCAGUUCUAGGAGAGGUGAACCCAGAUUAAAAAACAUUGACUACAGAAUUAGGAAGACAGCAGCCAGCUUGGUUUGAGUUUAUAAAUCAUCUGUAAAAAAUAGCUGCAAGGGGCUAUCAAAAUAUUACAUAUGUACUGAUGGGGUUUUGUUGAUUUAGGAGAUGUUGCGUAUGGGUGCAUAUUGGGAGAGGUCUUGGUAGAAUCUGUACAGACAUUGUUGCGCACAGUCUGCAAUAAUUAUUCUGAACCCUAUUUUUAUUUCGAAUUUAAUAAAAUGUUAAAUAAAAAUCUGAAAUCUUUUUUUUAUGUAAUUUAAUUUUUAAUUAUUAAGUUUAUAAAAAUGUCUCUAGAAUGUUUUGUUCUCAUCGUCAUACUGUUAAGUCCACUCUACUCAUUUGUAUGUUUCGGAAUAUGUGACAUAUUUGUGAUCAAAAUUAUUGUGUUAGGCAUUCCCAGUUGGCUGGUCAAUAAUCUAAAAGUAAAAAGGGAAGAAAACCAGCGACAAAAUUUUUUAUUAUGAUUUACUCUGACUUCUUUUAAUUGCCCUCAGAAUGUCAUGAUUUCUAUAAUUAAAUUUUUUGUAGAGGGGAUGAUAAGCUCAUUUGUAGGUACAUAUGGUGGAGGAUCCUAUAAUAUACUGGUGUGCACAAUAAAUGGAUUAGCCCUUAAUCUUAUCAUUUAAGAUAAAGGUGCUGGAAUACACCCUGCAUGCAAGAAAGAAAAUACAAAUUAGCGGGAAGUGAUAAAAUAAAACUUUUUAAAUGUCGAGUGAUUUUACACUCACAAAAGUAUUUUAAAAUUGUUUCAUAGCUGGAUGUAACUUUUUCAAGUGAACCAUUAAAUCAUCAGGUAUUUGUAGUUUUGUUCAAGAAUUUUUUAAAGUUAUUUAAGAUUUUUUUUUUUAACACAAUAUUUGUUUAUAAAAGGGAUGGCAGAUGACAGGGAGAUUCUCCGAGAGCUCUGGGAGGGAAAAAUUCCAAUUUGUUUCCAGCUUGCCCAAGAAGAGAUUUACACUGUUGAUCAACCAGAUCCAUUUUUUGUAAGUUAAAUGAAAUAUUGUGAUAUUAUUUAUACUUUUUAAAGAAUGUACAGAUUAUUGUUUUCACUAAAUAUUUAAAAAUAUUAGAAUCUCUUAUAUAUAUUAUGCUUCUGGUAGAUUGCUUCCAUUUCUGGCUUCUUCCUAACAAGCUGGCUGCUUCCUAUUCAGCAUAUUUGGUAUUGAGAUCAUAUUACAAGUAAUUAUAUAUGUUUGAAAGAAAGUAUGGUUCAAUAGUGAGUUCAAUAGCGCGCAAAAUAUAAUUCUCGAUAAAGCUAAAUGAUAUAUUUUUUACAAUACUCAACUGCGUUUGGUGCAUAGUAUUUUCUUUUCUUUUUUGGAAAAUGAAAUCAUCUCUAAUUACAUGUGGCGUAAUAAAUAUUCAUUUUCAAAGUGGUAGGGAAAUCAGAAUAUUAAUAUAGUUCAUGGGCGUGAAAUAAAAGGUGUCCAGUGAUGUAUCAUGGGGGGAAAGAGUGUAGCAAAAAUUGGGAUUCUUAAUUGUGCAUUACCAGUUCUUGAGUUCAUUAUUUGUCAAGUAACUUUAGUAGACGGGAAGUUCAAGCAUGACUGUCGCCAAACAACGCAUGACUGUCGCCAAUGUUUGGCCUGCUCUAACUAGACUGUGAAUUUUGAUUUAAGAAAAAAAAGUACAGUGUUUUCAUCACAAACUAUGUUAGAACAUUUCUGUGAAUCUGUUCACUCAUUUGAUCAGUUGGAUGCAAAGCCCUAUACUUUUUAUCUUUCACAGCUCUUCUUCUUUUUCAAUUGCCUAAAUUAUGAGGUAAAAAAAAACCCAAAACAUCCUUUAUUAAGCGGAUGAGAUUAAAAUUAUGUUAAAUUCCUAAUAUUUUAAUGUAAAAUCGUUUAGAGAACAGAUAUAUAGUGUGUGUGUGUGUUUUUGUGUAUAUAUAAUAUUAAUACACACACACAAACACAAAUACACACACACUAAGGAGAUUCACUUAAAAAAUAAAUAUCAUAAUAUUCAUAGGAGAUGAUUUAUCAAUCUUACUGUGUAACAUAAAUAUUUGUUAAUUAAGUGAAGAUCCUCAGAAUCAUAUUGAUACAUGUUGCUCUCUUUAUUACGGUGCAUGGCAGAUCUUGUUUGCUGAUGUUGCCUGUUAACACUUUUUAAAAACAAAAUCUUGUCAAAACUAGCUGCUAAUAAUGUCCUUAAAAUUUUAUAUUUAAAAAAAAAAAAAGAAAUGCUUUGAAAUUGUUUACAUUACAUUACAUACAUUUCUGAAUGGCUUUACUUGAUAAUAUUGAUCGACAGAAGCAGAGAUUUAACAUAUGAAAGAUAGGGAUUUAAUUUCCUCUGUACAAAUGAACACCAUAAAGAAGAGUUGCUGUUGAAGGAUGAAUAAUAUGCAAUAUUUUGAGAUAAAGGCUAGCACACAUAAUUUGAUAGCGCAGCCACAUAAAUAUAGAAAAAAAAUCACACGGUUCCUUCAACUCUAUAAUACAAUUUGGUUUUAUAAAUGAUAGGAUCUUUUGGUUUGAGUAAAAGAAAGCUAUUAAUCUGUUAAAGUUAAAUACCAGCCAGUCACUAUUAGCAGCCAGUCACCAUUAAAAGCCAGUCAUUUUCACCAGUCUCAAAAGUUGGCAACAGUUAGGCCCUACUUGAAAGAAUUAAUCAACUGAGAGUAUUGUGUACAAACUUGACUCUUGAAUUACUGAAUUUUUUUCUGAAAAAAAAAUCAACCAUCCAUUAUUAUCUCUCAACAAAUUAAAACUUUUUUUGUAGCGUUAUGUUUAUUCUAACUUAUAGACAUAGGUACAUUUAUUAGGCAUUAAGAAAAAUUCAAAUUUCCUUAGGAGCAUAAACUGCAUGAAUUGCUUGUUUGUUUAUCUAUACACUGCCUUCCCUCAGUUAGCCUGAGUAAAAUAAAAUGUAAUUAGUCAUUUAACUUGAAGUUACUUUUGAAUGAGCAGGAGUUUUGUGUUCAAAUAUUUCUUUUCACUUUUUAUUAUGACUUGAAGUUUGUUAGAUUCAUUUGACCAUUAAAGGGCAAAAUGUAAAUAAUCUUUUUUUUUUUAAAACUAUUUUUUUAUUAUUUUUUUUUAAAGCUCUUAGUCCCCAGGCUUAGCUACUUUCCAUUAGUCACAGAUAAAGUCCUACGGCACAUGGUGAAAUUUGUUGAACAAGAAAGCACUGAUGAAAUGUGGCUUGAGUAUGAAGGCCAGCCACUGAAAUGGUGUGUAGGCUAUUUCUGUUUUUAAAGAUAAUUUUUACGGCACUAGAUGAAAACUGUAUUUUAAAAACUUGUAUUUAUCAUAAUUUAUGUUCAGCAAGGAAGAUGUCUGUAUGUAAAAUGCAUUUAGUUUUCAUAUUCAAAUAUAGUUUUACAGAAACAUCUGGUCCUCUCCUAGACUUAGUUUAGACCUUAAUGACUAAAGGGCUUAACUAUGAACUCUUCUUGGGGGGCAAUACAAAAAUAACAUUAAAAUAAGCUGUAAUAAAGUAUUUCUGCACAUCAAAGCAGUCGGAUAAAUAAAGACAUUUAAGCUGAUGAGGCCUGAGCAAUAUGUAUUGUUAAAAAUAAUGUUCUAGUUAUUUUGUUUAUGUAACUCUGCUUUGAUAGGAUAAGUGCGUCUCAAGUCGUUAAAGUAACAAAUAGAGAGGAAUUUGAAUGAUUGAUUCAUAAUAAUUUUGAACUUUUCAAUUUUUACAGGCACUACCCCAUUGGUUUAUUAUUUGACUUGUAUGGACAUCAAACUGAACUACCUUGGAAACUCAUUGUUCAUUUUAAGGUAAGCGCUCAACAUGUUAAUCAGGUGAAUUAAAAUUUUAUUUCUUAAAAAGGCAAAAAUGUACAAACAGUUUUGUUUUUUUGGCUUAGCAUGAUGGGUUGUUUAGGACUGGAGGAAUUUGUUAUGAACUGGUGUUGGGAGUAUGAUUAGGUUUGUGCAUGGAAUAAUUGUUCGUCAUGAGUCGGUGAAUAGUUUUGUGAUGGCCAAUUGUGAUUGGUCGGAUUAUGAAAGGUCGUGAAGUGUUAUUGUAUAGAUCAAAUUGUCAGAAUGUUGUAGCUGUCCCUUUCUGCAAUUGAUAUAUGAGUUUAUUUGUGUGGAAUCGAUAUGUGACUUUAUGUAUGUGGGAUUGAUGUAUGACUUAAGCUGUGUGGGAUUGAUGUAUGACUUAAGCUGUGUGGGAUUGAUGUAUGACUUAAGCUGUGUGGGAUUGAUGUAUGACUUAAGCGGUGUGGAAUUGAUGUAUGACUUUAUUUGUGAAAGUGUUGGAUAAUAUUAAUAAAGAAGUUAUUUUUUUACCCUGUGUUGUUACUGCUUGUCGUGAUCUAGUGUAGAUGGAGGGAUGUAAGCAUAUGUUAGACAGAUUGGUUCCCCUAGACAACACUGAGCCUUAAAAUCUGCCUUUCGGGGUUUGUAAGAUUGACAACUUGUUCUUGAAAAAGGAUUGUUACAGUAAACAAUGAUAGCCAUCAUGAGCACUAGCAGAGCCGUGGUAUUUUAAAGUACAGUAUUAAUAGCAUGGGUCAAAUACAGAGGUAAGAAAGAAGGAAAUGGGGCAAUCAAAAUGGAUACAACUACCCCAUCCUCCUGACCUAGUUUUGGAGACCAUGGAGAUAUGGCAGUCAAACCCUCAUGACGACCAUGUUAUAGCGCCAUCAUGUGUUUUAAUGUUGACCCACUGUCGCUUUUAUAUCAGAGAUGCUGACAAAAAAUUUAAUUGUGUCCCGUGGGGCUUUUUGAAACUAGGAUAUUUUAAUAAUGAUUCUUAUUACAUUAAAUAUUUUUUUGUUGCUUCCACAUGGUCCUGUUGAAAUAUGUUAAAAUUUUCUAUUCUAGAAAUUUCCAGAAGAUGAGCUGCUUCACUGUCCAAACAAAGAAGCUGUUGAAUCACAUUUCAUGUCUAUAAUAAAGGAGGCCGACGCUCUCAAACAUCGGGGGCAGGCCAUCAACAACAUGCAGAAGAAAGAUCAUAAAGCCCUGUGGACUGGGUUAAUGAAUGGUCAGUUUUUACAAAGCCCCAUGGACUGGGUUAAUGAAUGGUCAGUUUUUACAAAGCCGUAUGGACUGGGUUAAUGAAUGGUCAGUUUUUACAAAGCCCUAUUGACUGGGUUAAUGAAUGGUGAGUUUUCACAAAGCCCUAUUGACUGGGUAAAUGAAUGGUCAGUUUUUACAAAGCCCUAUUGACUGGGUUAAUGAAUGGUCAGUUUUCACAAAGCCCCAUGGACUGGGUUAAAGAAUGGUCAGUUUUCACAAAGCCCCAUGGACUGGGUUAAUGAAUGGUCAGUUUUCACAACGCCCCAUGGACUGGGUUAAUGAAUGGUCAGUUUUCACAAAGCCCCAUGGACUGGGUUAAUGAAUGGUCAGUUUUCACAAAGCCCCAUGGACUGGGUUAAUGAAUAGUCAGUUUUCUAUGUGAUUUGAUAAUGAAUGAGUAUCCAUCUCUGGUUAAAAAAAAACAUUGAACAUAUCUAAAUAAUGAUUGUAUUUUUGAUGUGGUUCUUAGAGUCUGAUUGUGGAAAUAUUUUUUUUCAGAUAAGUUUGAUCAGUUUUGGUCUGUGAACAAGAAAUUAAUGGAGAGCAGUGGAGAAGAUGCCUUCAAAUCCAUUCCAUUUAGGAUAUAUCAGGUGAUCCUAAUGUUUAAUAACUUGAUUGACACUUUGUCUUUCAUUUCAACAUAACAAUGGUAAUCUUGAUGAUCCUCCUAGUAUGUUUACAUCACUCUACGUGGACAUCUCGUAUUGGUUUAAUCUUAGAUCUAACAUAAACCAUGUCAAGUCACUAAUUUAAACUUGAGGCGGUUUUAAAAAAUGCAUAAUUUCAAUCUUUUAGCUAAUGUGACAUCAGUAAAUUUGUUAGCAAAUAAAUCCCCCAACCUUCAUAUUCAGAGAUCAUAAAAUAAGGGACUUAUGAGGCAAUCCUUUUUCUGAACUUAUUUAAAUGAAUAUUAUCCCUUAACAUAAAAAAAAAAACUAAAUAAAAAACAAAGAAACUGAGACGCUUAAAUAACAGCUAUUUAUAAUUAAUAUCAACAAUUUUAACUCUCUAAAAUACAUCCUCAAAUGUUUCCAAGUGACAUUUUCUUGUCUAGUAUCCCAUAUUUUAAAUGUUUCACAGAGUUUAUGUGUAUCGGUAACUCAUUAACAAAAAAAGAUAGAUAAAUGAAAAUUUGCAUCAAAGUCUAGUCAAGAACCAUCCCAUGAACAUCCUUAAUUUAGCAUGUUCACUUUUGUUGUUCAUACAAAUUUAUGUGCCCACUACAUCUAACUAGUGUCAAAUAUUCUAAGGCAAUAUCAGACCUGGUAACUCCUACGAUUUUGGCAUACAAUCUAUGAUUUAGAUAUUGCAAUUUAAUUUAUAAACAUCAGUCUUCUGCCCUUGGAAGUCACCUUUUUUUACUUUUUUUUUCUUUUACACCAGCUUAACCCGUCAGAAGUAGUUAUUGUAUGCAUUUUAACGUAUGUUUAUUUAUUUACUGUUAUGAUAUAUGGUACGGUACAAUUUUGAGAUGGUAUGAUACUAUUCUGAGAUGAUAUUGUACGAUUUUCCAGGGUUACCAGGUCUGCAGUUUUCCUUCCUUGGUUUUCAAUGUGCAUUAGUGACAAAACAUUAAUUUGACUAGGCCAUAUGUUCUGUUAAACAGUGUUUUAUCUGUAUUACAAGCAGUGUUUUAUCUGUAUUAACACCCAUACAGAUUGCACUGGUCCAUAGCUUAAAUAAAAAUGUAUCAGUGAAGUUAACCAAUGAAAAACCUAAGAAUAAUAGACAUGCAACUGAAUUUCUAUGACAACUAUGGCCUAAAAUGGCCUUUACAACCUCAAUGGUCUUGGAGAACAUUGACGAAACCAUUAAUUCCAUCCACUGUUUCCCACCCAGGUGGACAGCAUUCCUAUUCAGAAGUUAUUUAAGCCAACUGAUGACAACGGGGAAACUCUGACUCUUAGGCAUCUUCUUGGUACAGCUUUGCCUGAGCUUACUGACAAAGGUAGUCACAGAAAUGCUGCAAUUAAUAUCUAAUGAUAUAAUAACAUUAUAUUUAUUAAAACCUAAAGGAAAGUGGAAAGGGAAAGAAUAGACAUGUCAUAGACAAUUUAACAUUUCAUAAUGAAUUUAUAUAAGUUAAAUAAAAAAAAAGAUGAAUUUCAGAGAAGAUGUUCUUGAAUCUUUCACAAUUUGCUCAAUUUAAGUUGAUGAUGAUGAUUGAAUACUUUUAUAGUGCUCGGAUCCAUGCUAUUUUAGCGUACUCGGAGUGCUCUGAUGUCCUAAAAUCUAUUUAAAGAAGAAAGUCUUGAAAUGUUUCUUGAAUGAUUUUUGAUCAUUUUCAAUUCCCCUCAAAGACUGAAGCAAACUGUUCCAUAAUUUAGGUGCUAUAGCUUCAAAAGAGCGCACUCCGUACGACUGCUGUCUGUUUCAAUUCACAGUUUGUGCAGUUUUUAAAUAUAAAAAUAAAAGUUCUUGUUGAUAUCUAUGGUAUGUAAUUGAGAAUGAAUCCGCAAAGUUAUGAGCAUACUUUAACACAAGGGGUUUAUUUGUCUUGUUAGAAUUUUUAAAUGUUGAUAUUGCUUUAUCUCCAGAGCUGUCAAGCCACCACGUUAUAACACAGGGCAUUGAACCGCCUCUUGAAACACCAGCUGCAUGGAUGAGUGAACAUCUAAGCUAUCCAGACAAUUUUUUACACAUAUGUCUUGUACCCAGAACAGAGAACGAGAGCUAG